AUGCUUACAGCACAUGGGAUUUCCAUGCAGUCUGCUAGCUUAGCUUGCAGGGAGAACUUCAGGCAGUACCUACAGAAGCCGGAUCUGAAGCAGGAGUUUGUAAGCGCGUGGCAGCGUGAUUAUAACAGCGUUCCUGACAACAUCAGAGAGGAUGAGGAGACCAAAGGAGAACUCCAUCAAAGACUAGAUGACUUGCGUGAGCGUCUUUGGGACAUCUGUGAUAAGCGCAAGGAAGAGGCGGAGCAGGAGAGAGCAGGUGUCAUUGAUGAUAGCUGGUUGGACGAUCACACAGCUGUACUGAUCAACCAUUAUUCUGCAUUAAUGCAGAUAGAAGUGGGUCACUUCCAAGACUCAUUGUGUCUUUUGAGAGAUUAUUACUCAGCGAUGUGUAAAACUGCGUUUCCUGAAUCUACACGUGGCUUCAGUCGUGUCCCAUUGAUCGACAUCACAGCAGAUGACCAUGUCGAGCUAGAGGAACCAAAAAUCCCUGCUCCCGUGCCGUCAGAGAGACUCGCAAAGAGUGCUGAGGAAAAAGACUCUGAAAUGGAGGACCAGAAGAAAACUAAAUUGUUUCCAUUGGUUUCCUGCAGAUCUCCCGCUUCUGAGCAGCUCAGACAGGUUCUGCACCAUCCUGAUGAGAAACUACUGCAGGAGUUCUUCCAGACAGCACUCAGCGCCAUCAGGAGCAUGGUGCUGGCAGAGACACAGCAGCGAGAAGAAGAGGAGGGUGAUGAAGAACAGAAGCAGAUGGAGGCACAGAGAGUGCAGACUUCAAACUCUGCUACGGACAAUAAGAAAGCUGGGAAAAAGAAAGGUGAAGAAAAGUGCUCAACCCCUCCACAGGAGCCCAGUCCUCAACCUGUGGUGGAGAGGAACCCUGAGGAGGUCAAGAGGAAAGCAGAGAGGAAGAGAAUCAAACAGGAAUUCACAGCUGCACUGAAACGUGAAGAACAUGCAGUGAAGCUGCGUCUGGAGCUGAUAAAGGCUCACGCGCUGAGAACGGUGAGCAGUUUGCAACAGAAAGCAGAGCAGGCCUACGGAAACAUGGAGGAGUGGCUGGGAACUCGCUUCCUGUCUGAGAUGAACAGUAUCGACCAGCUGUCAGAGUUGGUGCGGCAGCACAUUGAGAAUGGAGUUCAGAUCCAUCAUGAGCUGGUGCUGCAGAGCGCUGAUUUCUGUGUGGAUGGAGACACACUUGUCGUGGCGAGUCCGUCUCCCGCUCCACGCCGAUCCCUGCUGGAGCAGUCCAAAAACAGCACCCUGACUGUCCAACAGCUGCACAUCCUCUGCGCUCAGCUGCACAAGACUGCACCUACCGGUCUGAUGUGCAGUAAUGAGUUGACUGACGUUCUGCAUGAGUUAACCUCUCCUCACGUGGGUAGUGAUGUCCUGCCUGACCCCUGGAUGCAUAUCACCCCCUCACAGGUCGAUGAGCUGGUGUGUGUAUUAGCUCAGGACUCUGAGAUGUUUGACUGGCGUCAGUUUCUGCUCAGUGCGGCUCUGCCGUGGCCGUUUCUCUCUCAGACUCAGCUGUUAAAAACCCUCCAGUGCUACAGAGCUGUCGACACUGCAGGAACUGGACUCCUCACACAAGAACAAUAUGCACAGGUUGAAUUGUGGUUUCCCAGUGAAAGAGAUGAACCUCUGCCCUAUGACAGACUAGCCAAUCUUAAGAAGUUUUUCUUCAGUCUGUUUGCGAGCACACACUCAUCUCCGCUGAUGCUGGACUAUCUGAGCAUGCUGCUGUAUUUCUGCUGCCAUCCUGAACCGGCUCAGGGCUUCACCAGAGCUCUCAGCCUCGUGAUCGGACACACACUGCACUAUAAACACACCAGCCCCCUCACACAGUCUGUACCGUAUAUGGAGGGCGCUGGAGUAGAGGAGUGUGACGCUGAUGAAGACGAGGAGAGGGGGGUGGAGUCUGAUGAAGUGGGUGUGUCUGUGGAUGAUGUGCUCAGAGUUCUGGGUCAUGGAGAUGAUCGUGUCUCCUCACGUCUGAACCGCUUCCAGCCAAACCGCAGGAGCAGAGAUGAACUCAGAGAGGACAUUCACAAAAUUUUCCAGACCCAACAAACUGAAGAUCUUAGAAGCUUCUCAACAUGAUGAAUAAAAUCAGCACACACCAACAACAUUACAUGCAUUAUACAAGGUUCACAUUAAUGGAAUAAUAAACGUAAGUGGGACAAACAAACCAAGCUGUAUUCGUCAUAGAAAUAGUUUAAUUUAAUGUAAUGUACAUCUAAAUUGACCAUGAACGCAUGAACAACAGUGAUUUGCUGUAAACUGAAAAAUGUCAUUCUAAAUGUAUUUAUUUUGGUGAAGAUACAGAUUUGUGUAUUCUUGUCUCACAUUACAGUGAUUCUGUCAAAUCAGUUAAUUUGGUGUUAAUUUUGUGUGAUUCAAAGAUGAUUUGAUGUGGAAGCUUGAACAUGAUCCCUUACUGCAAAAGCAAAAUAUUAAGAUCAGUAACAUCAGCACAAAAAAAUUAAAAGUAAAAAUAACAAACAAUAUUUGUGAAUUAUUUGUGUUAAAUGAGUAUGUAUGUGAAUAUCUAUGAAUACACAAGUGUGAAUGAAAAUACAAUAAAGAAUGAUCUAUAACUGU
Molecule: messenger RNA, 2604 nt
Organism: Onychostoma macrolepis
Lineage: Eukaryota; Metazoa; Chordata; Actinopteri; Cypriniformes; Cyprinidae
Product: sperm flagellar protein 2-like
Exons: 16
Coding region: 1-2103 (700 amino acids)
Biological process (GO): sperm axoneme assembly
Cellular component (GO): manchette; sperm midpiece
Source: RefSeq, a predicted model, not a curated record